This is a messenger RNA of Necator americanus (New World hookworm), 345 nucleotides long. RefSeq lists its product as uncharacterized. The transcript has a single exon. The record is from RefSeq and is a predicted model, not a curated record. Bases 1 to 345 code for a protein of 114 amino acids. NCBI's taxonomy places the organism in Eukaryota, Metazoa, Nematoda, Chromadorea, Rhabditida, Ancylostomatidae.
AUGAUGCCCGGAUCGGAGACUUGGGCAGCGCCGGCGACGGUAACAGAGAAACUUGACUGCGUGGAGAGAAAGCUGUUUAAACGAUUGCUGGGCUACUUUGAGCCGUUGGUAUGUCAUAAAGGAGAACUUUACUCGGAAGUGGACAUGGUGUACCGUCGGAUAACACGUGGAAAAGGUCUACUUCUUCCCUGGCCUUCUGAGGUUGUCAUGGAAAACCGUCUUCGCGUCUUUGGUCACGUUAUGAGGAGACCGUCUGAUCGUCUUGUCCAAGAUGUCCUGAAGAUGCUUGCAGAUCCUAAUUGGAAAAGGUCUCCUGGUCGUAAUGGUCGUAAAAGAAAGUUCUAG